Leucoraja erinaceus (little skate) is the source of this 486-nucleotide messenger RNA. Its product is annotated as unconventional myosin-VIIa-like. The record is from RefSeq and is a predicted model, not a curated record. The annotation marks the transcript as partial. Gene Ontology annotation, cellular component: myosin complex. Lineage: Eukaryota; Metazoa; Chordata; Chondrichthyes; Rajiformes; Rajidae. Gene Ontology annotation, molecular function: ATP binding; cytoskeletal motor activity. The transcript is spliced from 4 exons.
CUUCAGGUAGAUUGCCUGGACCUUCAGAACUGUCUCACCAGCCGCACCAUCAUAACAAGAGGAGAGACCGUCUCCACUCCUCUCAACAUGGUCCAAGCGCUUGAUGUCCGAGAUGCUUUUGUGAAGGGUAUCUAUGGGCGACUCUUUGUCUGGAUAGUCGAGAAGAUCAACGCUGCCAUUUACAAACCUCCGUCGCGGGAACCCAAGACCGUGCGCAGAUCCAUCGGCCUACUGGAUAUCUUUGGGUUUGAGAACUUCCACGCCAACAGCUUUGAGCAGCUGUGCAUCAACUUUGCCAACGAGAACCUGCAGCAGUUCUUUGUACGCCACGUGUUCAAGCUGGAGCAGGAGGAGUACAACCUGGAGAACAUCAACUGGCAGCACAUCGAGUUCACCGACAACCAGGAUGCCCUGGACAUGAUUGCCCUCAAGCCCAUGAAUAUCAUCUCACUCAUCGAUGAGGAGAGCAAAUUCCCCAAGGGUUGA